GACGAAACCACCCCUGAGAGACCGUUUCAGUGACCUCAUUGUCCGAAAAUCAGAACUUUCCCCAACGGCUACUCACAGAGAGCCAAAUUUAAAACUUAACGACUCCUUCACUCUUCAAACUCUCCGUCUCUGACCAAAUCUCGCUUCCGCUGCCGCUCACGCAACCACACACUCCUCCUCUAUCCCUCUCUCGUUCGCUCUGCGGAAAUGGAAGAAGAAACUAGGAGUGUGGGGAUUGAAAGCGGCCACGAAGGCGGGGACGAGUUCUACGAGAAGAUCGAGGCCCCUAAGUUCGUUGAUUUUACCGAUUCCGACCCGCACCGACCAGACGACCGGUACUGGUUCUGCAUGCGAGUCGGAUGUGAUCAGAAGCAUGAAGAAGAAUUGGACUCUGAAGCAAUUUACAGGAACUUCGUUCUUCGGGUUAUGGCAGCAAGAAGUCCUAAUGUGAAACUUAGAAAAACAUUGGCCAGAAAAGCACCAAGUUUGAAAUGCCCACUUACAGAUCCUGCAAAAUCUUCCAAGCCUAGAGUAUCAAGGUUGGCCCUGAUUUCUUCCUUCUCUCAUAAGAUGGCUGAUGCCGAAAAUAGAGCCAGAAAACCUCUUCAUAAGAUCUGUGCAACACCAAAUGUUAAAGCAAAGCAACCGACUGCUGUGUCCAAGGCUCUCACUACACCAAGAAAUCGGAAGCCCGUCUCAAAUUCAGAAACAUUUCGAAGUGUUAGGAACCCCAAACUGAAGAACAUUGUGGUCCCAAAGAAUAGUCGGCCGGUAGCCAAAGCUCUGGUCUUUCACUCUCCGAAGAAGCCUGUGAGAACCAAGGCUUCAAUGGAGCGGAGUAGUCCUGUGGGAAAAAUUUGUUCAGCUAUGAAGAAACUUGAGAUCACAAGUGGGAAGAAACAUGUUUUGGGGUAUAACAAGCUGUUGCCUUUAGAUACCUCAAGAAAACAGUUUAGAGGGCGAGAGGUCAAAAGCCGGGUUUUUGAUUCUUUGCGUUCUAAUAAUUGCAAGGGCCAGGAAGCCAAAACCUUGAAGAGAAAGAACAUGGAAAAAGACUUGAGACAACAUUGUGAUCCUGCGCCUGGUGAAGAGGUUGAUGAUAAUGAUUCCAGUGACAUGGAAGUUGAUAAAAAAUCAAGGGAAGGCGCAUUGAAAGGGUUCUCCAUGUCAGCCACUUCUCAGAGUGGAAGACUGAAUGGUGAGAAAGACUUGAGACAACAUUGUGAUCCUGCGCCUGGUGAAGAGGUUGAUGAUAAUGAUUCCAGUGACAUGGAAGUUGAUAAAAAAUCAAGGGAAGGCGCAUUGAAAGGGUUCUCCAUGUCAGCCACUUCUCAGAGUGGAAGACUGAAUGGUGAGAAUGAAGUUGAAAUCCUAUCCGAGACCUUGAACGGUGAUACUACCUCCUUGUCGGGUUCUGAAGAGAGGGAUUCGAAUGAGAAUUACAAUAAGGAAAAUGCCAAUAAUGGAAACGGUUAUGAAGAGAAAACAAAGUUAAGAUCAGGGACGAGGAGCACCCUUGAACAAGUUGACGACGAUGAUGAUAAAGAAAAUAAUACAGCCUCUGAUGAGAACAGAGGACUGAAUAUCAAUGAUCAUUCCACAAGGAUAAAUCUCGGCAAGCAUGAUGCUUCAAAAAACUCACAAAAGGUCAAUCAAGCAGAUAAGAUUCCGAAAGAAAGCUCCACAUCUGCUGCCAGCAAUGCUCAAGGGGUGAAGUAUAGGAAACCGAAGUCUACAAAUCCCAAGCCUUUUAGGUUUAGAACCAAUGAAAGAGGGAUGCUUAAGGAAGCAACUUCGGAGAAAAAAGUUCAUGCACCGCUGAAGGAGAUCACAUUAGUCGGGACUCCAGUGGCAAAGUCCACAAGCAAACAUCAGAAUGUGAUACAGAUAACUAAAAAUUGCCUUGGACAAAGUGAACAUGAAAAUGAUACCCAGGGAUGCUGUGAAAAGAGAUUAGACAGAAGAACACGACUGAAAGAAAAUGGAAUGAAGGGAGCUACUUGUUUGAAGACCCCAAACGUAGACUUUGAACGAAAAGCAUCUGUGGUUACUCCACUAAGACGUAAAGUUUCUACAUACGAAAAGGCCAGCCCUGAGAGAGAGCACAAAUCAAAGGAAAGGACUAAAUCUCCAAAGGUGCAGCAAAGAUCUGUGACACGGAGAGGGGUAGAUUCAAGUAGAAAGAAGGCAGUGGUUUCCUCCAGGACACCUUGUCAGCUUAGUGUAAUAAAGGAAACUUCAUCAAGAAAGAUAAGACCCAAGAAAGCUGUAGCACCAUGCAGUGCUUCUCCGGCAACCAAAGGUUCCGCUUCUUCCCCUUCCAGGUCAUUGUCAAGGGGACGAAGGCCUACAACUGUUCCUAAAAAGCCAUAUUUUCACAACAUCCAUGUACCAAAGACCUGCGCAGGGCUGCACAAGGAAAACGACUCUUUGGAUGAACCAUAAAAUUAAGCUUGUUUUGUUGUGUGAUAUCUUGUUUGUUCAAUAAUAUCAUUGAAUUGUAUUUGGUUGCGGGAAUUGUUUAUUUCCUUGGAAGCAAAAGAAAGCAAAAGGGUGUAUUGAACAUUAGAGGCUUGAAUUGUAUCUAGUCAUUCAAAGGAAACAUGCAAUAUUUAGGGAAA
This is a messenger RNA of Pyrus x bretschneideri (Chinese white pear), 2621 nucleotides long. RefSeq lists its product as uncharacterized. The coding region runs from base 208 to 2445 and encodes 745 amino acids. The record is from RefSeq and is a predicted model, not a curated record. Lineage: Eukaryota; Viridiplantae; Streptophyta; Magnoliopsida; Rosales; Rosaceae. The transcript is spliced from 10 exons.